This is a messenger RNA of Liolophura sinensis, 4721 nucleotides long. Its product is annotated as transcriptional adapter 1-like. The record is from RefSeq and is a predicted model, not a curated record. Gene Ontology annotation, cellular component: SAGA complex. The transcript has 10 exons. Gene Ontology annotation, molecular function: transcription coactivator activity. Lineage: Eukaryota; Metazoa; Mollusca; Polyplacophora; Chitonida; Chitonidae. The coding region runs from base 2 to 1030 and encodes 342 amino acids. Gene Ontology annotation, biological process: regulation of transcription by RNA polymerase II.
GAUGGCGGCAUCCUGUGAUCUCAACGUUGCCAAAAGAAAUUUGAGCGAUGCCUUGGGGGACAGCAUGAAAAUAUAUCUGGGCAAUCUAAAAGCAUGGUUUAAACAGAAGAUGACCAAAGAGGAGUUUGACCUGGAAUCCCGACGACUGUUAAAAGAGGAGUUUGCUCAUUUACAUAAUGAUUUCCUGUUGGCAAUCUUCACAAAGUGUGGGAGUCUUAGCUCUUCAAUGGCACCAAAGGAUAUCACAAACUCACCGCAGUAUUUGUCCGCCGGAAAGUGUCCAAAGAGAAAAGAUCUAAAGAGCAGAAGAAAAGAACCCUCGUCCAGAUCCAGUUUUCCUCAGCGUUUUGCCCCAGUCAAUCCACUGUUGUAUGCUCCACCUGCUCUGACCAGGGAUGAAGAAACAUCUCUAGGAUUUUGCUCUAGGGAGUUGACCCUGCCUGAUGCCUCACUAAUUCAUGGCCGCAUGUUUGUGAACGCUUGGGAGAGUGAGCUGGAAGGUGUCACAGACGACAGUGUCAAGAUGGUCAUGUUAGCAGUAGAGCAUCACCUGAAGAACAUCCUUACAGUGGUCUUGUCCCGCAGGAAUGCCUACAAGCUGAGAGAAGGGAGGUUUAAGUUUGGCAUGGGGGGUGAGGUAUCCAACCCAUACUUACGUCAGUCUGCCCUCACAGAUGACACCAGUACACAGAGUGAAGCGACUUCGAUAACAACCUCAGGUUAUCACAUCCCAACAAUACGACCUUCAACUGACCUUGGAGAGGCAUCUGCUGCGAAACAAAUCUCACUGGCUGUUGACAUGCCACGAACAAGAGGCCCUGUGACAUUGUUUGAUUUACUGGAGGCUUUACAGCUCCACAAAGAUUCUAUUCCCUCACACACAGUUUAUGCCACAAACAUUGAGAGGAUUAUUCAUAAACUCUGGCACCCGAGUAAAGAAGAACUGGAGCAAGACUUGAUCCACCAACAGGAAAUGAUGUACAAGCAACAGAACAACAGCCUGCAUCACCAUCUUCCAAUCAGACUAUGAGUUGUCAAAAAAUUUGCAUAAUUUAUGCAAUGGGGGAGCAGUAUGGACCAAUUAUGAUCAAAUCAAAACUUGUGUGUGAGUUAAGUCAUACAUUUUGAAGGACAAUACCGAAACUGUGUGAAUUUGUUGAGAAGUGGCUCUUCUGACUGCAGAUCAGUUAAAUAUCUUGUCUCUUUUUUUGAACCUGAUGGAACAGCGAUUUUACUUCACCUAUAUGUACACAAUGAUGUUUUUUGAAUACCAAUGUGAAAUCACUGUGAAUUGGAGAUCUGUACCGCAUGAUGUUGGUAAUACCUACAUUGUAAGCUGUUAGGCAAAAUUGGUAUCCGUCAGGCAAAACUGGUGUCCGUCAUGGUGAGUUGUAAUGGUUGACGUUAACUGUAUUGCGAUGAGACGACUUGCUUGACUGCAGACAUUUUUUUUUUAUGAAUAGUUGACCUACGAAUCAAAAACAAAUUAUUUUUAUGGGUUUAGGAGCUAGAAAGUUCCCUUCCACCAAAAGCCUGUGGAAAUGUUUGAAUGCCUAGUGGUUCUCCAUUCAUGUACUUGGAGGCAGAAGCUUGGUUCACUGGUAACAAUUGCAACUGGGCAUGACAAAUUCUCUCCACCACAGACUAUCCGAAUCAAUUUGCUCAUGCUGGCUUCUUCUCCAACCAUACAGUGCGUGGGAAGGUCUUUCAGCAGCCUGCAGAUGGGCGUGGGUUUCCCCCCGGUUUCCUCCCACUAUAUUUAUUAAUGCUGGCGGCAGUUGUACGAGUCAAAUAUUUUUGAGGCGUAAAACACCAAUCAGAUAAAUAAGUAAAUCAAUUCUAUACACUGUCAAGAGACACCUGGUUUCUAAUACUGGUGAAAAGUGAUGUAAUCCACGUUAGGCUAAUAAUACUCUGUAUGAGCAAAAUACCUUGGCAAUACCUUGAGUUCCACACAAAUUUUCUAUGGUCAGAGCAGAGGUGUGUCUUUAUUAAUAUUCACAUAACUUACAGAGGAAGAAAAGGUCUGUGAGCAACCUGCGGAUAGUUGUGGGUUUCCUCCAAGCUCUGCCUGGUUUCCUCCCACUAUAAUGCUGGCUGCCGUCGUAUAAGUGAAAUAUUCUUGAUUAUGGCGUAAAACACCAAUCAAAUAAAAUAAAUACAGAGGUAGAGGAUGUUGGCUAUGGACUCUUUGUGACGAAAUAAAAAUUUUUCAACUAUACCUGGCAUCACUUAUCACCCACAGGUGAACCAUACAUAAAUCUCCAUAUUUAAAACCUGAUCUCUAAAAAUGAAUUUUACCUUAAUCCAUCUUAAGGGUAACUUAAUUCAUAAGAACAACAUGUUACUGCAUGACGUGAACAUAAAGUCUGCCACUAUACAUACAUAGAAAAAAUGAUGUAGGACACAGUUAUCACAGAAAAAUAUGUAAAAUUCAGUAAAGUUUUGAAAGCCAAGAAGAUGAAGUUCAGAACUGAGGAUAUGGCACUGACGGACAAUUCACUCAGAGUAGCCAUGUUGUACUUGAAUGAACUUGAACAAUCGCCAGGGUUAAAAGCGUCAAAACGCCCCAAAAAAACUAUUAGCUCUUGAUUGUUGGUGUGGAUUCUUAUAGUGGGUAGGCAAAUAUCGAUGCAAUAUAUUGGAUUUUGCGGUCAGUUUAAGUGUGAAGCUGAUGCAUUUUGAACCACAUAUUUAUGAGCAGGGAACUGAGAGAACUGCUGCCUGUGUCACAAUGCUUACAUGUUGGGUAGGAGGCAGCAGUAACUUGUCAGGGUGAGCUGGCAAGAAAACCGUCUCGAGAGAGUAAUUGCUUCAAAAAAAAUAUUGUGACUUCACAUUAUUUUUCCUUAGCGUAGUCAGAUUUAUUACAAAAAUAUCUUCCCAAAAUCUGAAUAAAAUGGUCUGUUAUCAAUCAGAAGGUCCAGCUAUGUUAGGUAAAUUCCCUAGGUCGAUAUAGCCAGCUUGGCCAAAUACUUACACCCAUGCAGGACGAGAAUGAGCAGGACAGCUAAAACACGACGCUUGUGUCCACAAACAUCGCCCUCACCAAGCGCCAAACUUUAAUAAAUAUCGGCCUUUUGAACAUGGAAUAGAGCUAAUACUCUUUUGUUGGGUAUCAGGCAUUUUUGUUGGUAUUUUCUCGUUGUCACAUUGUUUGACAUUGACGUCACUCUACAUAGCUACAGCCUAACAAAAAAAAACAAAAAAUGGUGUCGACAAUGAGUUGAUAAGUACUGACGAUUGUUUACUAUUUAUUUUGUUGAUAAGCGGUGUAGAAUUGUACAAAUAUUUUUAGAACAUUUCUGGAAUACUGCUUUAUUAAUUAAUUCUGCUUUAAUGGCUGACUUUAUGUUCACUUUAAUGAUGGUGCAGUCGUUGCCAUUGGAUAUUCUGGACAAUCUGAUUUGUAAGCUCUUUCAGUAGUUAGUAGACAGAAGGCUACACGAGACCGAUUAAGGAGAGAACUGCUAUCUCUACAUAUAUGCGAGUGUAUGUUGUCUUUGAAUGGAAAUUUGUGUCCAUGUACAUUUGUAUCGUAAUUUUGGCAUUCGUCAUUUGUAUCAAAUUCUAUCCUUCCGUCAUCUGGUCAGGCAAUUGUUAUUUAUAGAAAGAAUUUCUGCUGAACUGGGAACUGGUUUCACAAAGCGGCGCAUGACAUUUUUUUUAUCGUAAAUUUGCCGUACGAUAUUUUGUGCGUCACUAUUACCAUACUAUCGUCUUAUUUGGUCGAUUAUCAUAUAUGUACGCCAUCUUUGUGAAGUUGGGCCCUGACACUUUCACAUAAGUCAUUGAAUCUUUAUUACACUCAAGGACAUUGUUUUGCCAUUUGGAUGAUGAUACCUUUUACGUGUCAGAAUGUGUUGUCUUCAGUAAAAAAACUUUUUUUUUUUAAUCAAAGAGUAGCAUUUAUCUGUCAUCUUCAUUACCGGUACAUAUAGGUUUAUCUACUCUUGGUUAAGUCCCAGUCCCAGUUCCAGAGAAAGCCUUUAUUUGACCUUGAUACCAAGCACUAUCAAUAGGGCUCAAAUGAAGGUCUUCUUGCAUGAAUUCAUUGGAAAUACUUUUUCAGUUUUUCCAGUUUGAGCAGUUACUGGUCCAUGGGACAAGGCUCAAAAUUUCACAUAUUGGUAUGUGGCCAGGGUGGCCAGAUCGCCUUGCUAUUUUUAAGUUGGUACAUGUUUUCAGUUCAUGUUGCGAUAUGAUAGCCCUUGCAGAUGGUAGCUUUGUAUGGUUUAUGCUCCUUUUAAUAUACCUAUUAUGCUAACUCAUACGUUUCCAACAAUCAUACAAUAACAGUGGUAUUGGCACCGCUGAAGUCAACUCAGGAACAGAGUGUAUACCUUUAGGAACACUUGCUUAACUAAUUUAAAUUCUUCUAAAACAUAAUUGCAGAUUUGCUGGAUGAAAGAUCACAUUUUAGCCCUAUCUGGCCCUAUUUUACAACUUCUGGUGAAAUCAGUUUAAGAAAGUGGAAAAUGAUCGGGUGUUUUGGGAUUCAGAUGGUUGUCUUUCACUCUGCUAUGUAAGGUGUUCAAUGCCAGCCUUAUCCAUGAAAUUACUGACAAACCCUGCCUCCGGUGGAGGAAAAGCGACAAUGGCUGCCACCAGAGAAAUAAAAUUAGUCUUCAGUAUGGCACAUUCAAUCAAAUCACAUUUUCUGAGUUGCAAUAAAGUAACAGUAUUACACAGAAUUUCAAAUUCAAUGCAUUUUAUUUACA